AUGUCACCCUCUACGACCCCGAUGACCUUCUACGACAUCGCCCUUGCACCUCCAGUCACAAAACACGCCUGCUCCCCAAAUCCCUGGAAAAGCCGCUUCUCCCUGAACUUUAAAAACAUCCCCUACAAAACAACCUGGGUACCCCUGCUCGAUAUCACCUCCGUCCGCGCUCCUCUCGAAAUCCCCGCCUCGCGCAAAUUCGCCGACGGAUCCCCCUACCACACCCUACCCGUUCUCUCGGACCCUGCAACCGGACGCAUAGUCGGUGACUCCUUUGAAAUCGCGACAUACCUGCAGGAACAAUAUCCGUCAUCGGGGGCGGGGGAUUUGUUCCCAGCGCAGGAGCUGGACUUCGUGUUUGCACACGACUUGGGGAAUCACCCGCCAAUUGCGGAGGCACAGGGAGUGGAGGGACCUGCUGCCGCGUACGUGAAGUUUAAUACGAAUGUCGAUGCUGUGUUCAGUGCGAAUGCGCGUGUGAUUGCGCAAGGUUUCCCUUUUGAUCCUGCUGUUGCGGAGGAGUGCAAGGCGAUGUUCUCGAAGAGAGUGGGAGUGCCGUGGGAGGCUUUGGCGGUUGAUGGGGAGGAGAAAGUGGAGUUAUUGAGGGCGUUUGAGGAGGCCCUAGUCGAUAUCCCCGAGCUUGACUUGCCUGGGAACCACGGCCUCUUGAGGACAGCUUGGUUUCCAUUGGUGAUGACCGAUCCCGCUUUGUUCUCUGUCAUUAUGCUUCUUGCUGCAUCGCAUUAUGCCUCCCUUCAGGGUUCUCCGGGCAAUAUGAAAAUCGACCUUCUCGGUCUUCGCUACGAAGCUGUACUAUCCAUCAAUCGCAGCCUUGAGCUUCAACGGCCAGAGACUGUACAUGAUGCUUUGAUAGGGGCUAUAGCAAAGAUGGCAAGCUAUGAAGCCAUGUUUGGCAGUCUCGAGAAUUACUAUAUUCACAUGCAAGGUCUUGCGCGACUCAUUGGUUUACGGGGGGGUCUCACAUCACUAGGGCUAAAUGGCUUGCUCCAUCGGAUUGUAGUUUGGAUUGACCGCAACUCCGCUUUCUUGUAUGCAUCGCCGAUGUAUUUCCUAGUGGAUACCACUUCGUCGAUUCAACCUCCGCCAGAUCCUAAUCCUGGUCAAUUUCUUGCAAGCUCCUGA
Messenger RNA from Penicillium verrucosum, 1143 nucleotides. RefSeq lists its product as uncharacterized. The record is from RefSeq and is a predicted model, not a curated record. The transcript is spliced from 2 exons. NCBI's taxonomy places the organism in Eukaryota, Fungi, Ascomycota, Eurotiomycetes, Eurotiales, Aspergillaceae. The coding region runs from base 1 to 1143 and encodes 380 amino acids.